Molecule: messenger RNA, 384 nt
Organism: Sphaerulina musiva SO2202
Lineage: Eukaryota; Fungi; Ascomycota; Dothideomycetes; Mycosphaerellales; Mycosphaerellaceae
Exons: 2
Coding region: 1-384 (127 amino acids)
Cellular component (GO): membrane
Source: RefSeq, a predicted model, not a curated record
AUGUCCAGCAGUACCAAGCCCACCAUUCCACAAACUACUCAAACCACCAACAAAAUGUCCCUCUCAACCCUCUCCAUAAUCCUCGGCCUCCUGACCUCCAUGGGCGGAAUCACCGGCUACGUCCGUACAGGGUCCAUCCCAUCCGUAACAGCAGGCUGUACCGUCGGGGCACUCUACCUUCUCGGCGGCUAUCGUCUCUCGAACCGCGCAUCCUACGGAAUCGAAUCAGCACUCCUCGCCUCCGUCGUCCUGGCGGGGUCGAGCAUUCCCAGGGCGAUCAAAGGUGGAUUCAAGCCGCUGCCGACGGGAUUGUCGGUGCUGGCGACAGUGGGAUUGUUGGCUUUUGGGAAUGGGUACAUGAGUGGAAAGGGCAAGACGUUGUAG